GGCAUUACCUUAUCAGUUGUUUGUUGAAUAUUACAUUUUACAAUCGAGGUAUAGACACGUAUAACGCCUUACUGGCUUGUAAGGAAUGUGACACGAAGGAGCCGAAAUGAAGUGUGAAGCACGCGGACUGUAACGUUAGCGGUCUUGAUUUCUGCAAAACUCAUGUCAUUGGGAACAGCGACAACCACGACAUUCAAAACGGGAGCUGUUGGGCAACAUUCAUUGAUGGACAUGGAGUCUACAGUAUGUCCCUCGUCCAAUCAGAACGGCUGCAACCUGAACCCACUUCCUGUCUCCGAGACCAAACAGGAACAGGAAGUAGCUCCUCCUCCAUGUCUGAGGGUGCACCUGUACCACCUGGGCCAGGGCGGAGCCAACAGCCAAGACCUCACCUACCCUGCAGGGGACUAUGUGGCUGAGGAGCUGUGCAUCGACGCGGCCAAGGCAUGCGGCCUGUCACCGAUGUACUGUAGCCUGUUUGGCCUGAUAAGGGAGAGCGACCGCAUGUGGUUCCCACCCAAUCACGUCCUCAAACUGGACCAAUCAGCCAAUGAGAGUCUCCUCUUCAGAGUGCGGUACUACUUCCCUGGCUGGUAUGGAGGCUCCUGUGCCCACCGCUAUGGGGUCAACAAGGGACUGGACAGCCCUGUUUUAGACGAUACCGUCAUGUCUUACCUCUUCGCUCAGUGGCGUAGUGACUUUGUGCAUGGCUGGGUGACUAUCCCAGUGAACCAUGAGGCCCAGGAGGAGUGUCUUGGCAUGGCUGUGUUGGACAUGAUGAGGAUGGCUAAGGAGAGUUGCCAGUCCCCUGUGGACAUCUAUAACGACAACAGCUAUAAGUCAUUCCUGCCCAAGAAUAUGCGUGCCCAUAUCCAGGAGUACCACUUUGUGACCCGGAAGAGGAUCCGCCAUCGCUUCAAGAAGUUCAUCCAGCAGUUCAGCCAGUGUAAAGCCACGGCUCGUGACCUCAAGCUCAAAUACCUGGUGAACCUGGAGACGCUGCAGCCAGCCUUCUACUCAGAGUGCUUCCGGGUCACUGAGCCCUUGGCCGGAGAGGUCACCAUCGUCGUCACAGGCAACAACGGCAUCCAGUGGUCCCAGGGGGAGGAUAAGGAGGCAGACAAGGGUUUCCAGACGUACUGUGAUUUCCCUGAGGUUAUUGACAUCAGCAUCAAGCAAGCCAACAAGGAUGGCUCUAUCGAGAGUCGCAUCGUCACCAUCAACAGACAGGACAGUCAGACUCUGGAGCUGGAGUUCCAUUCCCUGUCGGAGGCUCUGUCCUUUGUGUCUUUGGUGGAUGGCUACUACCGGCUCAUAGCAGACGCUCACCACUUCCUGUGUAAAGAGGUGGCGCCCCCUAGGCUGCUGGAGGCCAUUCAGAGUUACUGCCACGGCCCAGUCUCGAUGGACUUUGCUAUCAGUAAGCUGCGGCGGUCUGGGAAUCACAAGGGUCUGUACAUCCUCCGCAGCAGCCCAAAGGACUACAACAAAUACUUCCUGUCUUUUGUAGUGGGCUGUGACAGCCUAGUGGAGUAUAAGCACUGCCAGAUAGUGAAGACAGACCAGGGAGACUACAUCCUCUCUGGGGCCAAGAAGAGUUUCGGCUCUCUGAGGGAGCUGCUCCACCGCUACCAGAAAGAAGCGCUGCGCUCCGACGGACACAUCUUCCAGUUCACCAAGUGCUGCCCGCCUAAGGCUAAAGACAAGUCUAACCUGUUGGUGUGCCGCAGUAACCAGGGGGCUGAAGUCCCCCUGUCCCCCACUCUACACAGACACAACAUCAGCCAGAUGGUCUUCCACAAGAUACGCAAGGAGGACCUCGUCAUCAAAGACAGUCUGGGUCAGGGAACGUUUACUAAGAUCUUCUGUGGCGUGAGGAAGGAGCUGGGAGACUACGGAGAAAUUCACCAGAUGGAUGUCAUUGUCAAGAUCCUGGAUAAGGCUCACCGCAACUACUCCGAGUCGUUCUUUGAAGCCGCCAGUAUGAUGAGCCAGCUAUCCCAUAAGCACCUGCUCCUCAACUAUGGCGUGUGUGUCUGCGGGGAGGAGAACAUGAUGGUGCAGGAGUAUGUGAAGUUUGGGUCCCUGGAUACAUACCAGAAGAAGAACAAGAGCUCUGUGAAUAUCACCUGGAAGCUGGAGGUUGCCAAGCAGUUGGCCUGGGCUAUGCAUUACCUGGAGGAUAAGAACCUGGUCCAUGGGAACGUGUGCGCCAAGAACGUCCUGUUGAUCCGAGAGGAGGACAGGAAGACUGGGAACCCCCCCUUCAUCAAACUGAGUGACCCUGGAAUCAGCAUCACUGUGCUGCCCAAAGAUGUCCUUGUGGAGCGGAUCCCCUGGGUGCCUCCAGAGUGUAUAGAGGAGCCCAGACAUCUGACUCUGGCUACAGAUAAGUGGGCCUUCGGCACCACUCUGUGGGAGAUCUGUAGUGGAGGUGACAAGCCACUCAGCACGCUGGACUGCUCCAAGAAACGCCUGUUCUACGAAGACCACCACCAGCUGCCUGCUCCUAAAUGGACAGAGCUGGCCAACCUGAUCAACAGCUGUAUGGACUAUGAGCCGUCCAACAGACCCUCCUUCAGAGCUGUCAUCAGAGACCUCAACAGCCUCUUUACUCCUGACUAUGAGUUGCUGGUGGAGAGUGACAUGGUGCCCAACAGGACCAGAGGGUUUGGGUUCCCAGGGGCUUUUGAGAACCAAGACCCUGCUCAGUUUGAAGAGAGACAUCUCAUCUUCCUCAAGCAGCUGGGCAAGGGUAACUUUGGCAGUGUGGAGAUGUGUAGGUAUGACCCUCUGCAGGAUAACACAGGGGAGGUGGUGGCAGUCAAGAAGCUGCAGCACAGCACAGCAGAACACCUCCGAGACUUUGAACGGGAGAUCGAGAUCCUCAAGUCCCUUCAACAUGACAACAUCGUCAAGUACAAGGGAGUGUGCUACAGUGCUGGCCGGAGGAACCUGCGUCUCAUCAUGGAGUACCUCCCUUACGGCAGCCUGAGGGACUACCUCAUCAAGAACAAGGGCUGCUUCGACUACAAGAAGCUUCUGCACUACGCCUCACAGAUCUGCAAGGGUAUGGACUACCUGGCGACCAAGCGCUACAUCCACAGAGACCUGGCCACCCGUAACAUCCUGGUAGAGAGUGAGCUGAGGGUGAAGAUAGGAGACUUUGGCCUCACCAAGGUCCUGCCUCAGGACAAGGAGUACUACACUGUCAGAGAGCCGGGAGAGAGCCCCAUCUUCUGGUAUGCCCCGGAGUCUCUGACAGAGAGCAAGUUUUCAGUGGGCUCUGAUGUGUGGAGCUUUGGAGUGGUCCUCUAUGAGCUGUUCACUCACAGUGACAAGAACUGCAGUCCUCCAGCAGUGUUCAUGGAUAAGAUGGGCAGUGACAAGCAGGGCCAGAUGAUAGUGUAUCAUCUCAUAGAUCUCCUGAAGAGAGGAUACAGACUGCCUGCUCCCAAGGGCUGCCCGGAGGAGAUUAACCACAUGAUGAUGGAGUGCUGGAACGUUGACCCAGCCCUGCGGCCCACCUUCAAGAAGUUAGCCCAGAGUGUGGACAUAUUCCGGGACAGUAAGGAGGGUUGAGGAACCCUUCCUGGAGGUCUCUGCUGGAGGGAACCUGCCCCAGCCCACAUCGAUCACCUGGGUCGUGUUCAUUAGGCACCAAACGGACUGAAAGGGAUUACCUGAACUUGUCCAAUAAGAAACACUUGUUUUCCUUUUCCGUUGCAAAGCGUUUUGCUACGGUGUGCCCUAAUGAGUACAUCCCUGACAACGCCUCAACUCUAAAGACAACAAUGAAGUCACCAGACCCAAUGGUCUUCUGGAGCAGAGAGGAGCAGCAAACGGGGAGUAUUACCAAAGGCAUUCUGGGAGAAAGUCUCAAGAACGGUCUACUUUGUGUGCAUACCUACCCACCUUUUCAGGGAUUCGAGGAAUCUCUGAAAUGACCGCAUGCUGUUACUUUGUUGCCGUCUUUUCUCAAUUUUGAGAUGUUUUCACUGUUUUACUUCUGUCAUGCUCUGGUCUCAGACUCACUCCAGCACAGAAAAAACACCCAGCUGUUGAUGAUGUGUUAACGGCAGCACAGAACACCCAGCUGUUGAUGAUGAUGUGUUAACGGCAGCACAGAACACCCAGCUGUUGAUGAUGAUGUGUUAACGGCAGCACAGAACAACCAGCUGUUGAUGAUGAUGUGUUAACGGCAGCACAGAACACCCAGCUGUUGAUGAUGUGUUAACGGCAGCACAGAACAACCAGCUGUUGAUGAUGAUGUGUUAACGGCAGCACAGAACACCCAGCUGUUGAUGAUGAUAUGUUAACGGCAGCACAGAACACCCAGCUGUUGAUGAUGAUGAUGUGUUAACGGCAGCACAGAACACCCAGCUGUUGAUGAUGAUGUGUUAACGGCAGCACAGAACACCCAGCUGUUGAUGAUGAUGUGUUAACGGCAGCACAGAACACCCAGCUGUUGAUGAUGAUGUGUUAACGGCAGCACAGAACACCCAGCUGUUGAUGAUGAUGUGUUAACGGCAGCACAGAACACCCAGCUGUUGAUGAUGAUGUGUUAACGGCAGCACAGAACACCCAGCUGUUGAUGAUGAUGUGUUAACGGCAGCACAGAACAACCAGCUGUUGAUGAUGAUGUGUUAACGGCAGCACAGAAUGCACGUGAGGGAAAGCAAUACAGAAGAUGUACUGUACAGUUAGUAAAAAGUGUUCAACUGCCUCCCUCCUUAACUGAAGUGGAUUUAUCUUUUUCACCCAAGGGAAGGACUAAUAAAGUAAUACUGCUUUUAGAGACACAAAGAUGUGGACAAAAUGGUGAUGAAAAAAACUAUGAAGGGAGAUGUUUCACAAAGGAUGAAAGCUUGGGCUAUUGCAAAGUAACAUGCAGAAGGAAUUGUUGACUUAUGUUCUUCCCCUUUUAGAAAAUUCUAUAACUUGAAGAGUCUAGUGUGCUGUGCACAGCCAGUUGUAAAAUAAUGUCUUACAUUUACAUUUUAGUCAUUUAGCAGACGCUCUUAUCCAGAGCGACUUACAGUUAGUGAAUACAAUUAUUA
Molecule: messenger RNA, 5060 nt
Organism: Coregonus clupeaformis (lake whitefish)
Lineage: Eukaryota; Metazoa; Chordata; Actinopteri; Salmoniformes; Salmonidae
Product: tyrosine-protein kinase JAK2
Exons: 24
Coding region: 163-3582 (1139 amino acids)
Biological process (GO): cell differentiation; cell surface receptor signaling pathway via JAK-STAT; intracellular signal transduction
Cellular component (GO): cytoskeleton; cytosol; membrane
Molecular function (GO): non-membrane spanning protein tyrosine kinase activity; ATP binding; cytokine receptor binding
Source: RefSeq, a predicted model, not a curated record